Messenger RNA from Thermothielavioides terrestris NRRL 8126, 2085 nucleotides. RefSeq lists its product as uncharacterized. Gene Ontology annotation, biological process: triglyceride biosynthetic process. The transcript is spliced from 5 exons. The record is from RefSeq and is a predicted model, not a curated record. Lineage: Eukaryota; Fungi; Ascomycota; Sordariomycetes; Sordariales; Chaetomiaceae. Gene Ontology annotation, molecular function: diacylglycerol O-acyltransferase activity. Bases 179 to 1762 code for a protein of 527 amino acids. Gene Ontology annotation, cellular component: endoplasmic reticulum membrane.
CUUUGCUCACAUGUUAACCCCACAGCACCCUCCCUCCCUCGUGUUAGAUGUCGACGGCAAAUCCUUCAAAUCUUUCAUAUGUACCGUAGUACAAUGUAGAUACGCGGCUUCCACCAUCCGGCCCCCAUUGCUGGUCCCUGCGUUCCGCAGCUCAAGAAGCAAGGAGAGCACAGUGACUAUGGCGGACUCGAGUCACUCGACAAGCGUCUCAAGGCCAGCCAAUGGCGUCAUACGCCGUGCUCGCGAGGUCGGCAGCAGCAGCAGCGGCGGCGGCGGCGGCGGAGGAGGAAGAAGCACUCACGAUUCCUCUGACAAGUCUAGGCUGGCGUUUGGCAAGAGGUAUCGUCAUGUCGAAGCCGUCCACUCGCAGUCGCGGCCGUCGUGCCUGAGCCACGACACUACGGAAGCCCCAAGCUUCCUGGGCUUCCGCAACCUCAUGGUCAUUGUGCUGGUUGCCUGCAAUCUGCGCCUGGUGAUUGAAAAUAUCCAGAAGUACGGCGUCUUGAUCUGCAUCAGAUGCCACGACUUCCGCACCGCCGACGUGCGGCUGGGGCUGGCUCUGUUCUGCCUUAUCCCCUGCCACCUCCUGGUCGCCUAUCUCAUCGAGCUGGUCGCCGCCCGGCACGCCCGCGGUCUAGUCGCAAACGCCCCGAAACGGCCGGCCGACGGCGCGCUCCCCGCCGAUGAGCCGUCCCAAGUGUUCAGCCGCCCUUGGCUGUUGAUAUGGGUCGCCCAUGCGCUCAACAUCACCAGUGCCCUGGCUGUCACCUCGUAUGUGGUCUACUUCCACGUCCACCACCCGCUGAUCGGGACCCUGGUCGAGGUGCACGCCCUCGUCGUCUGGCUCAAGACGGCCUCCUACGCGCUCACGAACCGCGACCUGCGGUUCGCCUACAUCCACCCGGACAUCCGGCCCGACGCGCUGCCCGAGCUGUACCGGCAGUGCCCCUACCCGAGCAACAUCACCUUCUCGAACCUGGCCUACUUCUGGUGGGCCCCGACGCUCGUCUACCAGCCGGCCUACCCGCGGACCGACAGGAUCCGCUGGCUGUUCGUGUUCAAGCGCCUGUUCGAGGUGGUCUGCCUGAGCGCGUUCAUCUGGUUCUGCAGCGCGCAGUAUGCCGCCCCCGUGCUGCGCAACUCGCUCGACAAGAUGGCCUCGCUCGACUACACGUCCAUCCUCGAGCGCCUGCUCAAGCUGUCCACUAUCUCGCUCGUCAUCUGGCUGGCCGGCUUCUUCGCUCUGUUUCAGUCGUUCCUGAACGCCCUGGCUGAGAUCACCCGCUUUGGGGAUCGUGAGUUUUACGAAGCUUGGUGGAACAGCGAAAGCCUGGGCCAGUACUGGCGCACGUGGAACAAGCCCGUGUAUCAGUUCCUCCGCCGCCACGUCUACUCGCCCCUGCGCGCCCGAGGACGGAGCCACAAGACGGCCAGCGCCAUCGUCUUCCUUAUCUCGGCCGCGUUGCACGAGCUCCUCGUCGGCGUGCCCACGCAUAGCAUGAUCGGCAUAGCCUUCCUCGGCAUGGUCCUCCAGCUGCCGCUGAUCCAGCUGACGGCGCGGCUCGGGCGCGCGCGCUCGAACCCGCACCACGCCCGCCUGCUGGGCAACGUCAUCUUCUGGGUCUCGUUCACCAUCUUCGGCCAGCCGCUCGCCGCGCUCAUGUACUUUUACGCCUGGCAGGCCAAGUACGGCAGCGUCAGCCGGUCGCCCCCGACGCCGCCGCCGUCGUGUCCGGCCUGUCCGCCAUGUCCGGCGUCCUGAUGAGGGAGGGCAGGGGGGUUUUGGACGGCUGAUUUUGAGUGGCGUUUUGGAUACGGACUACUACUGGCAUAGGAAAAGGUAAUAUUUCACAUUACUAUAACUACCCGAAUAGUGGUUUGGACAGUGAAGAUCUCUGAAAUAGCUCCCUCUUCAUGCGUGCGUCUCAUCCACCCGGAAGCGGAACAACUGAGCCACUUCGAAGCCCACCACACACAUCCACACAUUUCCAUUUGCAAACCUCACCUACGCAAAGAAGAAGACAGUUUUUCCAUCGCUCGGGCAUCAUCCAAGCUUCAAAGAGGGUGACUAGUCUGAGGUUCUUG